AUGAGAGCACAGAAACCAGAUGCGAUGCCCAACGCCGAGGUGGACGAGAGAGCACCACUGCUUACCCAGGAGAGAGCCGGAUUGCCAGAAUCUGAAGCGAAUACGCUUGAUGAGAACGAAGUGUCAAAUGGAGCAUUCUGGCUGGUCUUGUCCAUUCUGUUGGCGGGAAUAUUUCUUUCCAAUGUCGUCUCUUCAGUUGUAAUAGCAACCACCCAGAAUAUCGCAUCUGAGUUUGAUGCCUUGUCGUCUGCGGCGUGGCUGUUGACAACUUACACGCUGGCUCAAUCUGCAAGCCAGCCAUUGUACGGAAAACUUUGUGACAUAUACGGACGUAGGAACUGUCUUGUUUUCUGCUGGAUCGUUUUCGGUCUGGGUUGCCUUCUUGUUGCUUUAGGUCACAGCUAUUGGCACGUCAUACUAGGACGUGCUAUCAGUGGUGUCGGAAGUGCAGGCAAGAUUGUACUGACAUCUAUUAUUGUCGCUGAUCUCGUUCCCCUGAGACAAGUAGCGCAUUACCGAGCCUAUGUGAACUUGACUGCUACGAGUGCAAGAUCGAUCGGGGGUCCAAUCGGCGGAUUGCUCGCUGGUACUGUUGGCUGGCGCUGGUGCUUCCUGGUACAACUCCCUGUAGCUUUGAUUGGUCUUGCUCUUGUACUUUGGAAGUUACCAGAGCCGAAACGAGCAGAGGGAAAGCUCAUCACCAUAGACGGAAAUGGGCCGCAGCGAACAAAACUUUCGAGGGUUGACUUUGCUGGCACUUUCACCUUGAUUGGAACCCUGCUCACAGGUCUUCUUGCACUUGAUAUUUUCACGAAGGGAGGACCUCGAUUGCUGGUAACGAGUUUAGCAAUUGCAUUCCCGAUCUUUGCAAUGGCAUUCACAGUUGUUGAGAAGUAUUAUGCCAAAGAACCAAUUUUACCGCUACAGUUAAUCGGCAAAAGGGAUGUUCUGACCUCCUAUACGAUCAUCGGAUUUCAAUCAGCCGGCCAAUUUGGACUCCUCUACGCAAUCCCUAUCUACUUCCAGGUCGUAGGAGGUGAAUCAGUCUCAACUUCUGGCCUCCGCAUUGCCCCUGUCGUUAUUGGCAAUGCGCUGGGAACAGUCUUGAGUGGAAAGCUGAUCACUCGCUUCAAAAGGUACAAAACUCUCACUGCGGUGGGGAAUACGAUUGGUUUUCUUGGCUUCCUUCUUUUAUUUGUCACAUGGCGCGGCAGCACCAGCUGGUACACUUCCCUGUUGGUGGCCUUGCCUGGCGCAGGAAUGGGAAUUCUCCAGUCAACCACGUUCUUGCACCUCGCCGCAAGUUUGGAUCCGUCGGAUAUCGCAAUAGCAGGAUCGGCUUGGUUUUUAGCACAGAACGUCGGCAUCUUGUUGGGGGCCAGCAUGUCCACCACUGUGAUCAACAGCGUCGUUCAGAAUUACCUGCAAGUGUCUUUGGAAGGCCUCGAUGCAAAGGAAGAAAUCAUUCGGAAAGUUACUUCUAAUGUUGACAAUAUACGGCAUUUUUCUCAACCGAUUCAGAAAGUUGUGAAGGAGGCAUACGUUCACGGGCUGUGUAGCUCAAAU
Molecule: messenger RNA, 1566 nt
Organism: Clonostachys byssicola
Lineage: Eukaryota; Fungi; Ascomycota; Sordariomycetes; Hypocreales; Bionectriaceae
Source: the annotation of a GenBank genome assembly